AUGAAUCGCUGGACUAAACUUAUUAGUUUGCAUCGCACACAAAAUGGUGAAGCACAAGCAGGAAAAGCAGAAGGGCAGAAAGAAGAGAAGAAGGAACAGAAAACAAAAGUGAACUGGAAGGAGUGGGUAAUUGAUCCCUCUGAAGAGUUUUAUUAUGGCUGGUUGCAGGUCAUGAUCUUUCCCAUUAUCUACAACUGGGUUGUUAUUAUCCUCAGGGUCUGUUUUUAUGAAGCUGACCAGCAAUUACAGGCCGUUUGGUACACCUUAGACUACAUCUCAGAUCUGGUGUAUGUGGCUGACAUAUUCGUCAAGGUCCGCACUGGAUUUUUGGAGCAAGGCAGCCUAGUGCGAGAUAUGUCUCGGCUAAAAAAACGCUACCUGAACUCCUCUCAGUUCUUCUUGGAUGUGCUGUCCCAGCUGCCUACUGAUCUGCUGUAUCUGAAUAAUUUUUUCAAAACUCCUGUAGUGCGGAUCAACAGGUUCCUUCGCUCACCUCGCCUCUCUGAGGCCUUGGACCGCAUGGAGACACGUACUGCGUACCCCAAUAUAUUCCGCAUAUCCAAACUAAUGAUCCUCAUCUUUAUCCUCAUCCACUGGAAUGCAUGCCUCUAUUUUGCCCUCUCAAAACAUAUUGGCUUUGGAGAUGAUGAGUGGGUCUACCCUGACAUCACAGACAGUGAGUUUAAUUCCACACGCCGUCAGUACUUCUACUCCUUCUGGUUUUCCACUCUGAUCCUCACCACAGUGGGAGACACCCCUCAGCCAACUCGUGAGGAAGAGUUUCUCUUCAUGAUUGCUGACCUUUUAAUUGCUGUGCUGGUUUUUGCCUCUGUGGUGGGAAGCGUAGGGAAUGUAAUAAUGAACCUGCGUGACCGGGACAAUGUCUUCUUCCCUAAUCAUGAGUUGGUAAAGAGCUACUUGCGCAGCCGGAGAAUCAGCAAAACGCUACACAAACGUGUCAAUGACUGGUACCAACAUCUCCAUAUCAACAAAAAGAUCACCCGGGAGAAUGAAAUCCUCCAGCAGCUCCCAGUCACACUACAGACAGCCAUUGCUGUGAGCGUGCACCUACCCACUCUAUCCAAGGUUACCAUCUUCCAAAACUGUGAGAGCAGCCUGCUGGAACAGCUGGUGCUCAAGCUCACCCCACAGGUCUACAGUCCUGGAGAGUAUGUGUGUAGGAAAGGUGAUGUAGGGCAUGAGAUGUAUAUCAUUAAAGAGGGGAAGCUGGCUGUGGUGGCAGAUGAUGGGGUCACCCAGUUUGCUGUACUGGGUGAUAGCAACUUCUUUGGAGAGAUCAGCAUUCUCAACAUAAAAGGCAACAAAUCAGGUAAUCGACGCACAGCCAACAUCCGCAGCAUUGGUUACUCAGACCUUUUCAGCCUGUCCAAGGAGGACCUGACAGACACACUGUCCGAGUUUCCAGCUGCCAAGCGCCUUUUGGAGGAAAAGGGGCGGCAGAUCCUUACUAAGAUGGGAAUGCUAGAGAUUUCAGAUGAAGGAGAAGAGGAAAAGGAAAAGAUGGAGGACAAAGUGGUGCGCAUCGAGUCUAGCCUGGAGACAUUACAGACCAAGUUAGCACGGUUGAUGGUUGAACUGGAGUCUAGUGUCCGCAAGAUGAUGAAUCGAGUGGAGCAGCUGGAACUGCAGACUGAUGGCUGGGAGGGCAUUGUGGCUGAGGGGGCCGGGAGCGAAACUGAAGAUGAGGCUGAGAGAAAGAGGGAGAUUGGAGAUGGUGAGGGAGAGGGAGAGGGAGAGGGAGAGGGAGAGCAAGAAGAGGCACCACAAGGAGAGAGGGGUGAGGGGGAUGGAGGGGAGGAAGAUAAGGAUGAGGGAAAAGAAGUAAAACAGAAGUGA
Messenger RNA from Hemibagrus wyckioides, 1857 nucleotides. RefSeq names its product cyclic nucleotide gated channel subunit alpha 4 (gene cnga4). The record is from RefSeq and is a predicted model, not a curated record. The transcript has 7 exons. Gene Ontology annotation, cellular component: intracellular cyclic nucleotide activated cation channel complex; plasma membrane. The coding region runs from base 1 to 1857 and encodes 618 amino acids. Gene Ontology annotation, molecular function: intracellularly cGMP-activated cation channel activity; cGMP binding; intracellularly cAMP-activated cation channel activity. Gene Ontology annotation, biological process: monoatomic cation transmembrane transport. NCBI's taxonomy places the organism in Eukaryota, Metazoa, Chordata, Actinopteri, Siluriformes, Bagridae.